Messenger RNA from Emiliania huxleyi CCMP1516, 2232 nucleotides. RefSeq lists its product as hypothetical. Gene Ontology annotation, molecular function: neurotransmitter receptor activity; extracellular ligand-gated monoatomic ion channel activity; transmembrane signaling receptor activity. Bases 1 to 2232 code for a protein of 743 amino acids. The transcript has a single exon. Gene Ontology annotation, cellular component: synapse; membrane; neuron projection. The record is from RefSeq and is a predicted model, not a curated record. Lineage: Eukaryota; Haptophyta; Isochrysidales; Noelaerhabdaceae. Gene Ontology annotation, biological process: regulation of membrane potential; nervous system process; monoatomic ion transmembrane transport.
AUGGACGCACCGCGCCGUCGUGCGAGCUCAGAGCGCGCAACCGUCCUCAAUUUCACUCGCAUUCUCCUCAUCGGCGGCCGCUGCGGUGACCCAGACAGUUGGUACAGCAAGUUCGCCGCCGCGGGCGUCGCGUCCUUCCCGGGCUCCCAGCAUCUCUGCUCGCCCUACGAUGCCGGCCAGUUUGCAGAGUACUCCGACGCUUUCCACGAAAAGGCGCUGCGUGACGCCACGGCCGCCGCCGCAGACAGCCCGAGGCAGACGCUCGUCAUCUCGGGCGCGGUGCCCGCGGGCGGCGCAGCAGAGGAUGCGCUCGUCAACAUGCUGCGCACCGGCGUUGCGGCGAUUGAAGCCUUCGGCUCGGGACUCAACCUCACGAGGCACAGCCUGGCCGCCGCCGACGUGCUGUACGUGCACGCCUCUCCCGAGGGCGCCGCUUCUCCCGACGCAGGCGCCGCCUUGGGCCGCGAGCUCUGCCGGCUCAAGGGAGGAGCCACCCGUCUGAGGGUGGCCAGGUUCUACCUCACCGGCCGGUCCGACCUCGACUUUCGUGUGGACUCGACCCUCGCUGGCUUUGCCGAGGCGUGUCCUGUCGGAUACAGCGAUCUCUGGUCGAUCUCCGCGAGCGUGGAGGGCGCCACCCAGGCAGUGGCCCCUUACUUUGCCAGCAAGCCGCUGCCGGAGGUGAUCCUCGCGCCCAACGACGACAGCGCUCGCGCGCUGCUGUCUGCGGCGAGGCAAACGCUGCAAGAGGAGGAGUACAGCAUGCUCGGCACCACCGGCUGGGACAAUAGCUUCCCAGACCUCGUAUCGGCGCGCAAGAUCCUCGUGACGGUCGACCAGAUGGUCUUCUACCCCAACCUGGGGAUGUGGCGCACGCUGCAGCAGCUCGUGCAAACCGUGCAGGAUAUAGGGCUCAGCUCGACGGCCGCAGUGGCGGCGGAGUUUGACGUUGAAGGCGCGACGGUAGACGUGUCCUGGUCGAGCGCGUCGACCGUCUCGAGCGACCCCGUCGGUUUGCUGCUCGAAGAGCAGAUGAGCAGCUAUGACCCUCGCGUGCCGCCGGUCGGAAGGACGUCCGUCGAGACCGGCCUCCGCAACGUGAGCGUGACGCACUUCACGCCCUUUGACGGCACCUUUGAGCUCGUUUACUGGUUGCACCUCUCUUGGGUCGACCCGCGGCUCGAGUGGGCGAUGCGCAAGCACGCCGACCCGAUCGAGCUGCAGCUUGACCAGAUCUGGAUGCCUCCGUUCCUCUUCCUCAACGAGUAUUCGCGCAACACGCUCUCGAGCGUGCCAGCGGUCGUCAUGCCGUCAGGACGGGUUUCCGUCGAGCACUACCUCCGCUCGACUUUUCUCUGCCACACGGAGAAGGGCAUCAGCCAUUUCCCGUUCGACGAGUACGAUUGCGCCGCCUCUCUCGCCGUGAGCAACCUUGCCGUCUCCAUGGACGGCGGCCUCGGCUUCGAUGUGGUCCACGAGGAUCCGAAUUUCUACGCAUCGUUCUCGACAGCGCUCGACGCCGACGAGCGGCGCGAUGUCGUUUUGUACAAGCUACACUUCACGAGGCACUCGUUCAAGAUGUGGCUCCGCCUCAUCGUGCCGGCAAUUCUACUCAAUCUAGUGGGGUUCAUCGCCUUUUGGAUCCCGGCGCCGGGGGAUUCGAUCGCCCUCGGUGUCACGGCGCUGCUCUGCACGCUCGCCCUGCGCGUGUCGGUCGAUAUGCCAGACACGUCCGACGUGACCUGGAGCGAGCUCUUUAUGACAAUCAACGUCAGCUACCAGGCGCUAGUGUGCUUCUUCAGCUUCCUCGACUUCAACGGCAGCAUUUCUCGGCGGAUCCAGAGAGCAGGGAGAAGCUGGAGGCGCGGGCGCGUCCGCAUGCGGAGGAUCGAGCGCAGUACCAGCCAGGGGGAGCGCAAUGGGCAGGGCCAGCCCUAUUUUAGGGAGCGCGAGGGGGCGGACGAGGAGGAGCCGAGCGGGCAGCGCGACGGCGUUCCCAGGCGACGCGAGACCGGCGGGCCCAGCGACCUGCUCGCGGCUGCGCGUGCAAGUGCCGGGGUUGGGCCCGCGCUCUCUCUCCGGAAGCGACGCCCGUCGCCGGAGAGUCUGGCGGAAGCAGCGGAGGAGCCGCCUGCGGACAUCGACUUCGACUGGGUCGGCCGUCGAAUAGUCGUGCCCAGCUAUGUCAUCGUGGUGAGCACGAUGCUAAUUAUGCAGGGGAAGUUCAUCUAG